This is a messenger RNA of Aspergillus nidulans FGSC A4, 1305 nucleotides long. Its product is annotated as DUF890 domain protein. NCBI's taxonomy places the organism in Eukaryota, Fungi, Ascomycota, Eurotiomycetes, Eurotiales, Aspergillaceae. The coding region runs from base 1 to 1305 and encodes 434 amino acids. Gene Ontology annotation, molecular function: methyltransferase activity. The transcript is spliced from 8 exons. The record is from RefSeq and is a predicted model, not a curated record.
AUGGCACGCGAUUUCUACAAAGACGGCGUGGAUUUCGCAUCACUCGCCCUUCAGUCGGCCGAUUUCGCUAAGUUGUCGGUGCAACAUAUACAAUUAUUCAGCAGCAUCCUGACUAACAUAGACCAACAAUUGACUGUCAGUCUGCUCAAACGGGAUUUUGAUCUGGAUGUCAACAUCCCAGAGACUCGAUUAUGCCCUCCAGUUCCGAACAGGUUAAAUUAUGUCCUAUGUGUGACAGGUCUUGACAUGUGCGUUCCUACACCCUUUGUCAGAAAGUUUCUAAGUCCCACCAGUGGCACAGGAUGCUGCAGUAUAUACCCUAUAUUAGGCGUACGAACGAGACCGAAUUGGACUUUUAUCGCAACUGAUAUCGACGACGAGAACAUCAAAAGUUCUACAGAGACUGUCAAGGCGAACAACCUUGAGUCACGCAUCCGGAUUGUGAAGACCAACGCAGAUAAUGAUCUCAUUUCUCUGAACACUCUAGGAGUGGAAAGACUCGACUUCACAAUGUGUAAUCCACCAUUCUACUCUUCCCAAGACGAAAUGGUAGCCUCGGCAAAGGACAAGGAUAGACCUCCAUUUUCGGCAUGCACCGGCGCAGAGAUAGAAAUGGUCACACGCGGCGGCGAAGUAUCCUUCGUAUCCCGCAUAGUCACAGAGAGUAUCGCUCUCCAAGAUAAAGUCCUCUGGUACACAUCCAUGCUCGGGAAACUAAGCAGCGUCUCUACACUUAUCGAAAGGCUUAUCGAACUCGGUAACACAAACUACGCCGUAACAGAGUUUGUCCAAGGAAAUAAGACCAGGAGAUGGGCAAUUGCUUGGUCAUGGGCGGAUCGUCGUCCAGCUGUGAGCGUCGCCCGCGGCAUCAAAAGCCCAAAUUACCCGAAACACCUCCUCCCCUUCCCAUCGGAAUACACCUUCGCCCUCCCGGGACGCUCUAUCGACGAAAUCAGCAGUGCAGUCAACACAGAGCUCUCGUCACUGCAUAUCAGCUGGACGUGGCAUAGUGAUCUUACUACGGGAAUCGGCUUCGCGUCCACAAACGUCUGGUCUCGCCAAUACAGGAGGGCGAUGAAGAUAUCCUCCGGUGUCUUAGACCGGAAUCUGGACGUUGACCCUCAUACGGCGGCGCUGGGGUUUAGGGUUCAGUUGGCUAUGGAGUCAGACACGGUUAGAACUGGAGAUGAAACGAGUACUGAGAAGAAGGAAGUUAGGGUUCUCGUUAGGUGGCUUAAAGGGACUGACUCGGUGCUGUUUGAGAGUUUCUGUGGCAUGUUGAAGAGGAAACUGGAGGGGCGGUAG